This is a messenger RNA of Cyprinodon variegatus (sheepshead minnow), 5988 nucleotides long. RefSeq names its product zinc finger protein 536-like (gene znf219). The coding region runs from base 247 to 3867 and encodes 1206 amino acids. NCBI's taxonomy places the organism in Eukaryota, Metazoa, Chordata, Actinopteri, Cyprinodontiformes, Cyprinodontidae. Gene Ontology annotation, cellular component: nucleus. Gene Ontology annotation, molecular function: RNA polymerase II cis-regulatory region sequence-specific DNA binding; DNA-binding transcription factor activity, RNA polymerase II-specific. Gene Ontology annotation, biological process: regulation of DNA-templated transcription. The record is from RefSeq and is a predicted model, not a curated record. The transcript has 5 exons.
GAGAGGGUGACCAAACGGAGGGAGGGAGGGGGAAACGGCGUAUGCUUGUAUACAACCCUGAUUUCCAUUUUUUUCCCAACUCGUAAUGUAUUUAAUUCAAGUGAAACGUAAUCAUGACGUGUCGUGUCAUUAAUCUCCUCGCCGCCUCUCCCGAAAUUAUUGAAGAAGGCUGCCUCAGAAGCGUAUCCGCCCUUGGCCAAGACACUAAAGAAUGGCAUAACAUCACACACACUGCUGUGAUAGAGGAUGGAUUCUCCACCAGAGUGUGUUUUGUCUCUUACAUGUGAGCAGCCCCAGUCUCCGCAAACGCUGCCAUCUCUUGACCACAGCCCUCAACCAUCCUCUCCUUUACCCGACAGCCCAGUUGUACUUCCGAUCCCUAGCCCUGAACCUUCCCCGCAGAGUCCAGACACAACGCCGUACUUCCCCCUCUCUCCCUUCCCCCUCCAAGAGGUCAACAAUAAUGACUGCCUUGAUCUGGAUGGUGAGGAUUGCGAAGAAGAACUAGAUGGAAUUCCAUCCCCAACCCCAGCAGUGGCUUUGUUUCCAGGUGGAGGAACUCAAGACGUAGGAUGCGGCCCAGGUUUGGAUUCUUCCCCACCAGACACACCAUCAGCUCCGUUCCUCGGGUAUGGCGCCCUGGAAUUGGCCCUUUCUUCAGGACAGGGAGGAAACUGCAGUGAUGAAUUAGAUCUCCAACUGUUCCAGAAGGAAACUGUUACUAGGGCCAUACCUGGGGCUGGAGGGGCCUCACCUGGGCCUGCGCUCAGGUUUCCCUGUCGUGUGUGUGGGAAGAGGUUUCGAUUCCAAAGCAUUCUCUCCCUUCAUGCUAGAGCACAUAGUUUGGACCGGGACCGAAAAUCUUCAUCGCUUUACAGCACUAGACCUCCCUCAUCUUCCCUGAAACAGCACCUAAAAAUACGCCAGAACCAUAAAGAUUUUCUCUCCAAUCACAGAAGUGGCUCAAAUCAGCGUUUACUGCCAAAAACUCUCAUCCAGCACCUCACAGAGGACGAGAAUGUGAAUGGAGAGGAUAAAGGUUUGGAUGAUGAUCUGAAGACAGACAGGAACCCAAACUUUUUACUGGAUGACAGCACACCCUUGACCCCUCCACUUACAGAAGACCCUGUAUCUCUAACUUCCCCUUAUUCUUCCACUGGCGAGGGCUCAUCUGUUGCCACUGCACCUACGUUUCGCUGCCAUGCCUGCAAGGGGAAAUUCCGCACAGCUUCAGAACUGGCGCGUCACGUCCGCAUCCUCCACAACCCUUACAAAUGCACCCUUUGUCCUUUCUCUGCCAGCCAAGAAGAGAGUCUGGCAUCUCACUUACAGGAGUGCCACCCGUCCCCCGAUGCGUCUGCCUUGACAACUGCCUUCAACUGCAGGACCAUCAUUGACACACCAGUGCCCACACCAUCACAUACCCCCGCCCCUACCCCAAGUAAUCCUCCGAUUACAUCGGCUGCUGGAGUCCCUUCCUCCUCCUCAUUGCCAGCAUUUCGCUGUGAUACUUGUGGCCAGAGAUUUACCCAGUCCUGGUUCCUGAAGGGACACAUGCGAAAACACAAGGAUUCCUUAGACCAUAAGUGCCAGGUCUGUGGCCGUGGCUUUAAGGAGCCUUGGUUCCUUAAGAACCACAUGAAAGUUCAUCUUAACAAGCUCGGCCUCAAAGCCGGAUUGGGACACCAUAGCAUUCUCAUGAGUGCCGAGCAACAGUCCAAGGGCUCUGCAAGCACUCACACCCUCAACUCUUUGUACUCAAGCCUGCUUAUGGCCCAGAGAGGAGGCGGAGCUAGAGGUGGAAGGUCUGACAGAGAAACUGGGGGUAGGGUUGAUAUGAGUUUAAGCAAGUCUGCCAUCCUGGGAUAUCUUGGAUUGCCCAGUGAUGGCAGUGGGGCAAGUUGCAUGGAAAGACUUCAAGCAGCAGCUCAGGUGGCAGAGAUGGGAAAUAGUGAUGGAGGAAUUGGUGGAGGCAGCAACCCUGGCAAUAGAGUGGGGGGAGCAUCGAGAAGCACAAGUGAAACAUCAGCUAUUUCAGAAGGAGGGGAACAGGCGACUUGGUGGCAGCUGGUUGCUCGUAGCCUGGCUGUGGCUCAGCAUCAGCAGAGGCCACAGCAACGAGGACAGCAGCAAGGUCAGCGAGCUCCAGGUCGAAGUUCAGUGAUCACAGAAGCAGACCAAAUCAGGGCCUACCGAUCCGGCCUGGAUCCCAGAGCAGAGACAGGAGCUGGGGGACCUUGGGAAUGCCCCGACUGUGGGAAGCUGUUCCGCAGCCUACAGCAGGUGGUGGUGCAUGCUCGUGUCCACGCUCAGAGGCCACAGAAUCGUAGCACCAGUGAAGAAGACGGGACUGCUAAUCGUAGAGGAAUGGGACUAGGAAGAGGAGGCAACAGUGAAGCAAGACCAGAAUCCCAGCUUCACAGCAGUGGAUCCCAGCAAACAGGAGAUAUAAGACAGGAAUCAAAGCUGAACAGUGUUGGAUCUCAGCAAACAGGAGGAGUCACCGGCUUUCACUCUGUUAUAUCAAACUUCAAAGGUGAAAACGGCUUUGGAGCAGUCUCCUCCAUGCCCUCGGUUCCCACCAGGGAGCGAGUGCGUGGCAGAGGGAUCAAAGACUGCCCCUACUGUGGCAAAGCCUUCCGCUCUUCCCACCAUCUCAAAGUGCACCUGAGAGUUCACACAGGUGAGAGACCCUACAAAUGCCCCCACUGUGACUACGCCGGCACUCAGUCUGGCUCACUGAAGUACCACCUCCAACGACACCACCGGGAGCAACGCAAUGCCUUAUCAGCUUCCUCCAAUUCCUCCUCUGGCUCCACUUCCAGCAUCCACACAUCUGGCACCCCUGGACUAGUCAAGCAGCGUCGUUCUCAACUCAACCACAGCCCAAUUAAUCGAGGCACAGCUGAUAUGCCCACUUCGCGGUCCGGUCAGCAAUCCUGGCUCCUGGGCCUUCCAGACCAACGUGAGCAUCGUAAGGCUCUGGCAGCUCUACGGGAUGUUGACCUGGAGACCCAGUACAGGUAUCUGUCUGGGGUUAUGGGGGCACUGUACCAAGGAGGAAUGGAAGGAGGUUGGAUCAGGGGAUCCCCACCACCAAAGACUGCUAAAGUUUCCCGGCGUAAACCUCUCACGACUAGUCGAAUGGUUCAACCACAAAAUGAUAACGAUGAGCAAAAGCCAUCAGCUACGGAGGGAGGAUUUGAGCCUUUGGAUCUUUCCCGACGCACCUCCCCCAGCCAUGGUGGGAUAGAGGAGAAUGAAGGCACUAGUGCAGCAGAAGACGGGGUUGUGUUUGGUGUAGAUGGUGAAAAGGAUAGCACAACAGGGGUCAAACUUAGCCAGUGUUUGUUCUGCCCUUUCCAUACAUCAUCAGCAGAGUUGAUGGCCAUGCAUAUCCAGGUCAACCACACAAGCAAGUCCAGGCGUAAGAGGGUCUCCUCUACUCUCCUGGAUGACGACAGAGCCCAAAGGGCCUCCAAGCCACGAAUGGAUACCUCUGACCUUGAUCCUCUUACAGGAUGGAGGCACGUGAGUGAGGAUGAACCCUUGGCCCCUGUGGGCCACUGGUCCUCCUCUCAGCACUAUAUUCCAAACGGUCACCCUGAGGAUACAGCAGAUCAUCAGUGGGAUGCUUCUUAUCAUCAAGACUCGAUGUCCUCAGCGACCAAGAAUGUAAGAGAGGAUCCUGCUGUCAAGGAAAAGACAGCGGAAGAGAAAGAAAUGGAUAUGGAAUUUGAAGAGAACAUGGAGAGCAGCAGCGUGGAGGAUUUGCAGGAUCGAGAUCUGAGGAUGUCGCUUGACCUUUCACCACCUGUGAGCCCUAACCGCAUGGCAGAGGAGGACGAAAAGGUCCUAACAGAUUAAAAACGCCUCUGCGUUUUCAGCUGUAUAUGUGAUGGAACUAAAAAAGGGAAUGUGACAAGAAAGCAUCCCUUCAUAAUUUAAUUUAUGAGAGAACAUAGAGUCUUGAAGAAAAACAGAGGGGAAAAGAGCUGCUUUAAUGUUCCUUCUGGUAUGAAUUGUCUAUUUUCUUUGUAACAGUUUAAUCCUCUAAAAAAUACACUAAUAUCCCUGUAAUAUCUAAGGAGCAUGGACACAACUUUUCAGAUUUUUGUAGGCCACAUUUUGUAUUCUUCCCCUUCCAAGAAUAACUCCAAGCUUGAGGCUUUUCAGGAUCAUGUCCUAUUCAACAAACGUCUACGUCUACUACCAUCAUUCCAGAGUCACAAACCAUUGGAUAUACUGUUAUAAGGGCAGUGUAUUCCUGACUAGUACAGCGAGUGAGCUGAACAGGUAACUCUCCUGACUGACCCCUGAACAGUUUAAUGCUGUCAACUUCAGCUUCCUCCUCAAUCAACUGAAAAUUUUAAGAUAUUUGGCAUUAAUUUAAGGCAUGAGGUGACUGUUUCCUCGUCUGUGUAUCACUGCCUUUUUUCUCGGCUGUUUAUUGAUUACUGUCCUAAAAAAACUCUGAAAGGAAGGUUUGUAUUUUUAUUUUAUUUUUUAUGUCGUUGGUGUAAUCAGUUAGUGCCUGUUCAUGUACAUGUUGUUCGAAAGAGUCUCUGGUGUCACCCGAGUCUCACAUAGGUUGCUCAUUUUAUCGGAAUAUACAGUUUCAAAUGAUUUAAAUACAAUAUAUUUGUUAAAAGUGGUUCUAGGGUGUUGUGAAUAGUUGUAAAAGAAAUGCUACGUCAUAGCGUAAUGUUCUCGGCACAAACUGUAGCUGGUUUGUGGCUCAUUUUAAAAAGUAUUCUUUUUUUUUAAGUAGGCAAUGAUGAAAUGUUUAAAGACCACAAGAUAGAAAUUUGUCGGCUUAGAAUUCCCUACUCACAAUGGAAUUGAGGUUGAGGUCCAUCGUAGUGAACGAAUAAUUAAUCAUGGGUUUGUUUUAGGGCUGUAGGGGGGCGAUAUUGACCUCUCUUCCACAAUCAGUUGGCACAUUGUUUCUAAAAAAAAUUAAAGGUGUCACAAAAAAGCAUUUAGUUGAGAUAGAGGGUAGAAAAGGAGAGAUGAAUAGAAUCGCUGCCAGACAAGACUAAAUUCAAGAAAUAAGUUGUACUUUUGGGUUAUGUCUUUUAGGCAACUAGAAUCCUUCUCUUUUUUUUCUGUAAAAAAGGAAAAGACAAUGGUAGGAGUAAUUAUUAAAACACUAACACAUGCUUAGACAUCCCAGUAGUAUAUGUGUAGCUUUUGUAAAGACAAGAAAAGAAAAACCCACAGACCCUUUUGUUUAUUUUCAUUUCAAGAUGCUUACAGAAAAAGGUUAUCAAUAUAGGUAUUAUUGAUUAUAAUGUUUGUGAGCUAAGACUAGUUGGAAUGUCUAUACAGAGCACUGUGCAAGGUUUGAGUUCCCAAAGUAGUUGUUUUUAUGUUGACUCUAUCAAUAGACCAAACUUUUUGUUUCUCCAAUGGCAGUUUUUGUUGUCAUUUAAAUGUGUAAGUGUGUGGUUUGAGUAGAUUUACCCCAUCAAUUAGCAAAGAGAAGCAGCGUAAUCAAAGUUUAAGAGCCUAAAUCAUUAAUGCUAUAAAGCGCUAACUAAAAUAAUAUUUCAAAGAUUGUGAAUACAUAGCGAAUAGAUAGCACUGGUUGAAGCAUACUAAUUAUUUUCUUAUUUGAUGGGGUAUAGGGCUUUUGGAGUGAUAUCAGAGCAAAUGUUGGCAUAAUUCUGCAUCAGCAUCAGUACACAUCUACAUUAAAAAUAUACUACCAGAUAUUUCUAAAGAGUUUUCUAAAUAUAUUUUGUGUUUACAAGGAGGCAUCAGACAUAUUUGAUCCUACACAUACAUUUACAGUGGAUUAUAUUUUGACAUCACUCUUAUGCCAUGGCGUUUUGUGCGUACAGCAGUGAGCGGUAGUGAUUAUGCUAACACUAGCUUGCUUCUUUGUGGGUGACUUGUACACUUAUUUUUGCUAACAUUUCCAAGAAAUGGUCCCACAAUGCCAAAAUUAGUUUCUGUUUAUGGAAUUUAAAAUGCAAAUGUAUA